GAUCAAUUCUAGGCAACUCGCUCCGCCUACAUUGUAGGAAGUAGGGAAAUUUUGAAAUAAAAACUUCUGCCCUAGAAAAGAGCAUCCAAUUUUACCCAAUAUGCCCUCAUCAGAUUCAGAAAAAACUAGUGCCGAUCAUCAUAGCACGUUCGAAAAAAGCAGCUCCACUACUUCGUCAGUGUGCCUAGGGCAGGGUCUCAUAGCCGCAUUACAAGGGGUGGAUUUCCUUAGUAACCAAUUUUACAAGAAACUGGCAGUGGAGGACCUGGCUGCCAUCAAAGCGAAAUUCAGAUUGGAACGUCAGCCUGCCCCUUUUAAUAAAUCUGGAAGAGCCAAAUCAAACUUCGUGGCUCAAGAUAGCUUGGAUUCUCCACAAUCUGCCAAUUCCAUAAACUCGGCCAAUGUGGACACCAAUUACGACACUCAUGUCGACCAAGACGAAGACGAUCCCAUGAGUAUGGUUCCUAAGCACUCGAUGAGUCUCGAAAACUGGGUUUCAACGAUCACUUCACUCUUUGGGACACCCAACAUUGCGGAAGAUGCAGCUGCCAUGUUCAAACAAAUGGAUGCCAAAGAAGCUCGAGGUUUUGUCCAAUGGGAGGAUGUGCUGAACCUUUACAUCGAUAACAUGACACCCAGUUCUUUGCAUCGAGAAAUCAAAUUCUUAAGCCACAAAGGCCAUUUCAAUCGCGUUGAACACACGAAAAGGGAAACCGUACAAAAAAUCCUCGUCGUUGACACUGGAUUGACAAUUGUCUACAUUUUAGUGAGCAAAUUUGGCCAUGUCGGGAUUUACGAUGACAGACUACGACUGCAACGAAGAUACGACAUCGACAUCGACACCGAUCCCAAUGCUGAUCUGAAUGUAGCUGCAUCGGAUCCUGGAUGGGUCACGGAUGCUUUUUGGAUGGACAACUCAAAGCACGCUAUCUAUUGCACUUCGCUUCGGACUAUGCAUUUUUUUGACGCAUCGGCAUCGGUCCAUUAUGAAGAAUAUCGAGCUUUUGGCUUCAUCAGUAUUCCAACUUGCUUGGACUAUUGGUUCAAUGAGGAUGAUCUUGAGGGCGAAUCGUUGUUCUUUUUUGGCAACGAUACUGGAGGAGUUAGCGUAGUUACUUUUAAACAGCCCUUAAACUCUCUUUUUCGUAAAGACGAAGUUGAUAAUGUCCAAUGCAUUUUUUGGCCUGAAAUUGGAAAACAUCACGACUACUUGGUCGUGGAUCACACUUCUAUCGUUCAUCGAGAUGCUGUUCUCGGAUUGAAGUAUCUUUCUCGCAAUAACACGAUUAUAACAACAAGUCGGGAUCCUGAGUCCUCGGUAGUCAUCCGACACUUGAAGGGGAAACUUCAAAGCUACAUUUUCAAGCUCCAAUGGGGAGUGCGUUGCUUUGAUUUUGCUACAUUGAACGGACUGUCGUACCUGGCCACGGGGAGCAAUGACAAGAUUGUCCGCUUGUGGAAUCCAGUUGUGAUUUCAAAGCCUAUCUUGAUUUUCUCAGGUCAUAAAUACGGAUUGGCAGAAGUUAAGAUUCAACCUGAGAGAACUCUAUUGAUCUCAUAUGACAAACAUGCUAUUGUCAAGGUGUGGGAUUUAGAACAAGGAUAUUGCGUUCAAUCCUUGACUUUAGCCUUCCCCUCCUUCAAAGUUCUCGGUAAAGAAAUCGAGUUUGGGAAGCCUUCAUUUUAUACGCAAACAGCCUCUCCGACCACAUUGAUAGCUACAUGUUGCGACCUCUUGGCAGUGAUCAAAUUUGAUGAUCUAGAAAUUGAUCAAAGCAACAAUAAACCCUCUGUGGAGAGCGCCUCGCAAUCCGAAGAUCAGACUCUUUUGUGCAGCCCACAUUUUGGGCCCGGAGCACUUCUGUUGGACCCAUUGCAAUCGUUUACACUUGGCAAAGGGACUAAAGCGAUUCCUAGUUCAGGAUCCAUCCCAGUGGGGAAUUUGGCAUCCCCUCGAUCUAUUGGGACUCACAGCACUCGGUCUUCCCCGAGGUGUUCCGAUUUAAGCCGAUCCUCUGGGUGGUCCUCUGUGAGGAACAUCAUUCGUAAUCGACGAGCGGGAAAAUUGAGACAUCAUCCUAGCAUGGAUUCUGACGCUGGUUACGAACAAUUCCGCCAUUUUCAUCACACCUCUGCCAAUGCAAAUGAAGAGACAUCGUCCCUAAACGUCCUUAGAGUGACGAAGUACUUUAAUAGUUCGAAGCUGAGACGCUUUGCGAAAGACAAAAUGCCGUUUUUAGGCCUCGAGAUUUGUGGUUUGCAGGAGUUAGACUUGCACACUAAUUUGCCCCUACCUUCUUCAUUCAUUCAACAGGGAAUUACGAUUGCGAAUGUUGAAGAUCUCAUGGCUCUAUCACUGGGAGAAUCGUCUCAAAAGCUGGAUGAUCCGGGAGAAGCAGACUGGGAGUCAUCCAAUACAACUAAAUUGGAUCAGCAGGAGAGCAAGCCUCGAAAAUUGCCUGGAAAUCGACGGGCUUCCAUCUCAAUUGUCCAAGGUGAUGCUAAGACGUUGCCUAUCAUCGCGGAAAGAGCUGACACAAGCACAGUUGCAAAAAAGAGUUGAAGACAAUUGUACACAAAAUGGUUUUGGUUUUAUUUCCCUUACUAAAUAUAUGCUACAUCCGAGUGUAAA
Messenger RNA from Tigriopus californicus, 2632 nucleotides. RefSeq lists its product as uncharacterized. The record is from RefSeq and is a predicted model, not a curated record. Gene Ontology annotation, molecular function: protein binding. NCBI's taxonomy places the organism in Eukaryota, Metazoa, Arthropoda, Copepoda, Harpacticoida, Harpacticidae. Bases 101 to 2563 code for a protein of 820 amino acids. The transcript has a single exon.